AUGAGUGUCAUGGCUGUCAAGGAAGUGCUCUCGGCGAAGGGGAAACCCCAAUUCUUCGUGGAAAACUACCUUUAUGAAGUUGAGAAGACGGUUGGUGGCAGGACAUCUUACUGCAGAUGCAUCAAGCAAAGGAGGGACGGCUGUCCAGCAAGAAUAACUAUAUUGAGAUGGCCAGAACCGAUGGUCCAAAGGCAGACUGGCGAGCAUACUCAUGCACCCGACACCGGCGAAUUCAUCAGGAGGCAGGCAUCCGCUCAAAUGAAGGAUGCCGUUACUCGAAAACAGGAUAAAGGUGUUAAACGAGUUCAUUCUGAGGUUCUUGCCGAGGAAGUGCGAAAUUCGCGUGGUCUCUACGAAGAUGAAGAGAUAGGAGCAGCACUGCCAACAUUCGACUCUGUGCGAGCCUCUUUGUAUCGGGCUCGCGCAAAGCUCACACCGGCUUUACCUCAGAGUCGAACGGACAUUGUCGUUGAGGGCUUGUACGGGAAAACUUUGAGCGACGAAGAUUUCCUCUUGUUCGACGACGGCCUCGAGGACAAAAUCCUGGCGUUCGGCACCGACGAAAUGUUUAGUAUCUUGUGCGAAUCGCCCACUGUUUUCAUGGACGGAACGUUCAAAGUAGUUCCCCACCUCUUCUUACAGUUGUACACCAUUCAUUCUUUCCACAAGGGUCAGAUGUUUCCGCUCGUAUUCUUCCUUCUCCCAGACAAGACCAAGGAGACUUAUCGUAGGAUGUUUAGUCUGUUGAAGAAUCAUGCCGAUGCGAAGGGCAUGGUGUUUGCCCCUCGCACAUUCCAGCUAGACUAUGAAGUGGCAACCCUGAGAGCCAUACAACUCGAAUUCCCGCUGUCGGAGAUCAAAGGCUGUAAUUUUCAUUUUAGUCAGAGUCUCUGGAGAAAAGUUCAGCAUCUUGGUCUCGUCUCUCACUACAACGAUCCGUCGGUCAAGAAACUCAUCCGGUCCUGUUUUGCCCUCAGCUUGGUACCGUUGGACAGAAUUGACGACGCUUGGCUAGGAAUCGACGCAGAGUCUCCGGCCGCGGAUCAUCCAGCGUAUGAACGAGUAGGAGUUUUCAAGGAGUAUGUAAUCAAUACUUGGUUGGAAAAUGGGUCGGUGUUUCCACGUAGUUUGUGGAAUCACUACCGCAACUUCGGUGCUCGGACAACCAAUCACGUCGAAGCGUGGCAUAGCGCGUUGAGUCGAACGAUCAGGAAAGAACAUGUAAACCUGUUCCAACUGAUCAACUUCCUGAAAAAACAGGAAGAUAAAGGGAGAGCGGACAGACUGUUGCUCCAGGCAGGACAAGCCCCACCGAGGCUCUCCUCGAAGUACAAGAGUCUCAACGACCGCCUUAUUCGACUGACGGACGAAUUCGAAUCCGGCGCGAAGAGUUUGAUGGAAUAUGUUCACUGCGUCGGAUUCAACUUGAAGACUUGA
Messenger RNA from Galendromus occidentalis (western predatory mite), 1437 nucleotides. RefSeq lists its product as uncharacterized. The record is from RefSeq and is a predicted model, not a curated record. The coding region runs from base 1 to 1437 and encodes 478 amino acids. The transcript has a single exon. NCBI's taxonomy places the organism in Eukaryota, Metazoa, Arthropoda, Arachnida, Mesostigmata, Phytoseiidae.